AUGAUCGCCGGCGAUUCCAUGAGCCACGGCCAAGAGGGAGAUUUCACCUGGCGGUACAGGUUGUGGCAAUGGCUUCGCCAAGAACAAGUCAACUUCGAAUUCGUCGGUCCCUGCAGCGGUACCAAGAAGCGGGACAAAUCGCAACCUCCGAGUCCACCUCCAUUCGCAGAUGAGCCACCCCCAAAAGAAGCGCCAGAUCCCUGUGCAUUCGACGGCGGCGGCUAUGCAGACGGCGUCCAAUUUGGCUCCUGUCACCUCUCACGCUGGGGAAAACAGGCUGCCCAAUGUGUUGACGAGGUGAAUCAGCAGAUAGCACGAUUCGAACCGGACUAUCUUCUCGUCUUCCUCGGAUUCAAUGAUUUGGGAUGGGGCGUUUCUGGACCAGAGACUUUGAUCGAUGUGAUGAAGAGACUGGUGCACAACGCCCGCGAUGCGAAGCCGUCACUCAAACUCGCCAUUGCCAACAUACCGCAACGCACUCCGAUAGACGGGACGGAACACUUGGCAGAAAUGGUCGACACCUACAACAAACAGAUCCCUGCAUCAAUCUCGGCCUGGGAUAGCAAAGAGUCCUCUGCAAGGCUGGUCAAAGUUCGAGAAGCCUACGAUUGUUUCGCUGGCAGCUACGACGGUAUACAUCCCAAUGCCCUGGGAGAGUUCCAGAUUGCCAAAGCCUUCUCUCAGGUCUUGGUAUCUGAGUUUGGUAUUGGAGCAAAAGAGCUUUCCGUUCCGCCACAAAUUCCCAAGAGACCAACUCCAGUGCCGAAGUACGUUGCUGCAAAAGCCGUGUCUUACGGAAUUGCAGUCACAUGGGACCACGUUUAUGGCGCUAUUGGUUACGACGUGAGGAGUCGCAAUAGCGAUGACUCGGAGUGGGACUACUGGCGGAAAACCAGCAAUCGGCAUGACACUAUGAACGUCCAAGACGGUGUCAAAUAUGAAUACCAGAUUCGGACGUACAACGGCGAAAGCAGCGGCGAAGAAGUUACAUCAGAAUGGUCGCCCGUUGCGGCAGCCGUUGCAAGUCCAAAGGCAGCCCCAGGCCCGACUGAUAUCAUCGUGACCCCUGGCGUCUCGGAACUUGUUCUUGAAUGGCAACAGCCAUACGGGCAGUGGAUCAUGGAUCGUUAUGAGGUUCAAGUCUUCGAUGCAUCCGCUUUCUUGACUUUCCCGCUUGUACGGGGCGUCAGGGGUAAUCGCGAUACCAUUUCCAACGAUGAGCUGAUAUCGGGACAUCGCUAUGCAGUGCUCAUCCGAGCCUGGACUCAAGAAGGUCCCGGAAGUUUUGCAACGGGUCGCAACUUCAUCGCAGGCCACGGAAGGCCCAUUGAGCCAAUGAAUCUACAGGCUGAAACCACAGACUCAGUCACGGCGAAACUCACCUGGAAGCCGUCACAGUACGCAUCAAGUUAUCGUGUAUGGGUACGUAAAUAUGGGGAGGAAUUCGAGUUCGACGUCGAUGGGGAGACGGAGGAUACGGAAUACGGAGUCACGUUUCUGAUUCCAGGCGCAUGGAACUUUGAGUUCUCCGUAUCGGCAUUCAAUGGUAAUCUGGAGUCACCCAAGUCAGGGUCGGUUGUUCCUCCAAGACGCGAAGUAGAGCUCUGA
Messenger RNA from Colletotrichum karsti, 1608 nucleotides. RefSeq names its product fibronectin type III domain-containing protein. Gene Ontology annotation, molecular function: protein binding. The transcript has a single exon. Lineage: Eukaryota; Fungi; Ascomycota; Sordariomycetes; Glomerellales; Glomerellaceae. The record is from RefSeq and is a predicted model, not a curated record. The coding region runs from base 1 to 1608 and encodes 535 amino acids.